CCCAAAGCAAACCUCUGUUUGCCUUUUCCCGGAAAAAAACACAAAAUUUUCUGUUCCGAACGAGAAAGAGAAAAGAAAAAAGCAUAUCCAUGGAAGCAGACUCUCGCCGAUACACACACCCCAUUCUCAUACACUGAAAAACCUAUACACACAUCUAUAUCUAUCGCUUUUACUUAAUAAAGGCUCAAGAACCCUCUUCAUUUCUCUCUCUUCCUAAAAAAUCACAUCAAAUUACUCUUCCUCGUGAUGGCUUCGAUCGCACCCAUUUCUCAAUCCCAACCCCUUUUCAACAAAACCCAAUUCAGACCAAGAAUUUUUCCAUCCAAGUUCUUCAUAAACAUAAACCCCAAUUUCACUGGAAAGUCUUCCUCCGCCGGCUGCAGAGCGGCGACGACGGCGGCGGAGAAGCCGAAGAAGCGGUAUCCGGGGGAGGCGAAGGGUUUUGUGGAGGAAAUGAGGUUUGUGGCCAUGAAGUUGCACACUAAGGACCAGUCCAAGGAGGGGGAGAAGAAGGCGGAGGGUCCGCCGGUGGCCAAGUGGGACCCAACCAUUGAUGGCUACAUGAGGUUUCUUGUUGACAGUAAGUUGGUUUACGAUACGCUCGAGCGGAUUGUUCAGAAAGCUGUUUUUCCUGAAUCAGAUGUUGAGUUCAGGAACACGGGAUUGGAAAGGUCAGAAAGUCUGGCAAAAGAUUUGGAAUGGUUUGAAGAGCAAGGCCAUGCCAUUCCUGAACCGUCAUCUCCUGGUGUUAGCUUUGCUAAUUAUCUUGAGGAAUUAUCAGAGAAGGAUCCUCAAGCAUUCCUUUGCCACUUCUAUAACACAUACUUUGCCCACACCGCUGGCGGUCGAAUGAUUGGGAAAAAGGUAGCUGAAAAGAUACUAAACAACAAGGAGUUGGAAUUUUACAAGUGGAAUGGUAAUCUUUCUCAACUGUUGCAGAAUGUGAGAGAGAAGCUCAAUAGUGUUGCUGAGAGUUGGACUAGAGAGGAGAAGGACCAUUGUUUGGGAGAAACUGAGAAGUCGUUCAAGUUCUCGGGUGAUAUUCUUCGUUUAAUUUUGUCGUGAUUCACAGAUAUACUGCAGCUGCUGUUGUUGUGAACUUGUGCUUUCAAUUGUGCAUAAACCGAACUUUGUUUUAAGAUAUAAAUAAAUAAAUAUGAAAAAUGUGAGCUUUGGCUGUCAUAAAA
Molecule: messenger RNA, 1187 nt
Organism: Camellia sinensis
Lineage: Eukaryota; Viridiplantae; Streptophyta; Magnoliopsida; Ericales; Theaceae
Source: RefSeq, a predicted model, not a curated record